GCGGGAGAAGCAAAGCACUUGCUGGCGGUUCUUGCCGCGGCCGUGUCGGCGUGGGGCGGGUCACGCCGUAGCCCCGCAGCCCGGCAACACCCGUUCCCGUGUCCCAGCCCGAUCUGAGAUCUAUGGUGGAACAAAGGCAAGCUUCAGUUCCCAGGUGCAGUGUGUAAUAUUGCUAAAACUUCCAGAUGACGGAUAUGUUGAUUCGUCAGAUUUUCAGGACUUUCUGGGUACCAUCAAACAAUUCAGAGAAUCUCUCUCUGUCUUUUUUUUUUUUUUUUGAACAGUAUUGUCAGAAAAGCCAACGACUUUCACAAUCACUGUGACAUCUGAAGCUGGAGAAAAUGAUGAAACUGUCCAAACAACCCUUAAAUUUACCUAUAGAAAAAGAUACCCUGAUGAAACUCCACUUUAUGAAAUUGUCUCACAGGAGAAUCUUGAUGAUAAUGAUGUCACAGACAUAAUAAAACUACUAGAACAACAGGCAGAAGAAAAUUUAGGAAUGGUAAUGAUCUUCACUCUAGUCUCAGCAGUACAGGAGAAAUUAAAUGAAAUAGUGGAUCAAAUAAAAACACGGAGAGAAGAGGAAAAGAAACAGAAAGAAAGAGAAGCAGAAGAAGAAGAGAAACAACGUUUUCAUGGCACGCCUGUUACCAUUGAGAAUUUCCUAAACUGGAAAGCGAAGUUUGAUGCAGAACUCCUAGAAAUAAAAAGGAAAAAAAUGAAAGAAGAAGAACAAGCAGGCAAAAAUAAAUUAAGCGGUAAACAGCUGUUUGAAAUGGAUCACAACCUUGACACCUCUGACAUCCAGUUCUUGGAGGAAGCUGGAAACAGCGUGGAGGUUGAUGAAUCUUUAUUCCAAGAAAUGGAUGAUUUAGAGUUAGAGGAUGAAGAGGAUGAUCCUGACUACAACCCUGUUAAUUUAGAUAGUGAUUAGACUUUUUUUGAACUGGCUCUGUCAUCAGUAUGGACAUACGUAAGGAGAGAGGGGCAGGCAGAAAAGCCACAGCAUCUGUGGUUUUAGUCAUGUGUAUUGGUUUUCUCUUUUUUCUUUUUUUCCAAAGAAAAAAAACCAAAAUAUUUUAAAUCCAGAAGAAUGGUCUUCUGAUUACUUUCAUUGUAAAUAAAUCUAUUUCAGUAUUUCAAAUGAAAAA
Molecule: messenger RNA, 1151 nt
Organism: Pterocles gutturalis (yellow-throated sandgrouse)
Lineage: Eukaryota; Metazoa; Chordata; Aves; Pterocliformes; Pteroclidae
Gene: RWDD1
Product: RWD domain containing 1
Exons: 8
Biological process (GO): cytoplasmic translation
Molecular function (GO): protein binding
Source: RefSeq, a predicted model, not a curated record